AGCUUUGGCAUUCCUUGUGUGCACCUAGGUCGCAAGGAUAUUCCCUAGAGUUCGGUCCUGUGGAUGUACCGUUCGCUAGUCUACAAACUUGGGUUUGGAUUAUUUGAUCUUGAAGGUAGCUCCCAGCGAGGAGAGAGGAGUCCUACAAGCCGGAGGCAUUCUGCAGGUAUGAAAUAUCAAAGCCUCAUAAUUUUCCCUCCAUAUGUAAAAACAAUGAUCUUGAGGGUUUUUCUGGAUUUAAGCUGAAUACCAUCUCCUUUAAGACUGUGAUGAAGAAGCAGCACUACCUCCACAACUAGGUGAAAGCUAACACCAAUCUUGAACCUACAAAAGGAGGUCUGGGAAAGUCUACAUGAUCUACAUGAUUGAGUCAAAUAUGGAAAGAAACCCAGAGAAGGAAGAAGAAAUGGCUGGUUCUAAGGGGUGGUUGUCAUUCAGAGAUGUGGCCAUUGAUUUCUCUGCAGAGGAAUGUGAAUGCCUGGACGCUGCUCAGUGGGAUUUGUAUAGCGAUGUGAUGUUGGAGAAUUACAGCAACCUUGUCUCUCUGGGUCUUGCUUUCUCUAAGCCCUAUCUGGUCACAUUUCUGGAAAAAAGACAACAGUCUUGGGAUGUGAAACAACAAGCAACAGUGGCUACAUACCCAGGAACAAAACCCUAUAAAUAUAAAGAAUGUAACAAGACCUUUGUUCGGAAGUCACUCCUUAUUCAACAUCAGAGAGUUCAUACAGGAGAGAAACCCUACAAAUGUGAACAAUGUGGCAAAGCUUUUAGCUGUUCUUCAAGCCUUACCCCACAUCAAAGAAUUCACACUGGAGAGAAACCCUACAAAUGUGAACAGUGUGGUCAGGCUUUUAACUGUUCUUCUCACCUGUAUAAGCAUCAGAGAAUUCACACUGGUGAGAAACCCUAUAAAUGCCCAGAAUGUGGCAAAGCUUUUAACUGGUCUUCAAGCCUUACCCAGCAUCAAAGAAUUCACAGCGGAGAGAAACCCUACAAAUGUGAAGAAUGUGGCUUGUCCUUUAACUGUUCUCACCUGUAUAGGCACCAGAGAAUUCACACGGGUGAAAAACUUUACAAAUGCGAAGAAUGUGGCAAGGCCUUCAACUGUUCUUCAUAUCUUAAUUACCAUCAGAUACUUCAUACUGGUGAUAAACCCUACAAAUGUAGAGAAUGUGGCAAAGCCUUUACCAUGGUUUCUUACCUUACUCGACACCAGAGAAUUCAUACUGGAGAAAAACCCUAUAAAUGUAAAGAAUGUGACAAAGCUUUUAGCAAUUGUUCAGCACUAAUUCAACACCAAAGAAUUCAUACUGGAGAGAAACCCUACAAAUGCAGCGAAUGUGGCAAAGCCUUUAAUAAUAGUUCAAGCCUCACUCAUCACCAAAGAAUUCACACUGGAGAGAAACCUUAUGAGUGCAAAGAAUGUGGCAAGGCCUUUAACUCUUCUUCACACCUUAAUUAUCAUCACAGAAUUCAUACUGGAGAGAAACCCUAUAAAUGUGAAGAAUGUAGCAAAGCCUUUAAUAAUUUUUCAGCCCUUAUUCAACACCAAAGAAUUCAUACUGGAGAGAAACCCUACAAGUGUGAAAAAUGUAGCAAAGCAUUUAAUAAUUGUUCAGCUCUUAGUCAGCACCAAAGAAUCCAUACUGGAGAGAAACCCUAUAAGUGUGAAAAAUGCGGACAGGGCUUUAACUGUUCUUCAAACCUUAAACAACACCAAAGAAUUCAUACUAGAGAAAAACUCUACAGCUGUGAAGAUUCUGGGAAAGCCUUUAAUAAUGGGGAAGCCCUUCCUCAAUACCAUAGAAUCCAUACGUACUAAAUCCAUAUGUACUAAAGAGUAACCCUAUAAAUGCAGAGAUGGAGGCAAUGUGUUAAACAGUUAUGUUAUACUUUUGCAACAUCAAAAUUUUAUAUGUAAGAGAAACCCUACAAAUGAAAAUAUGUGUCAGAUCCUUUAUUCAUGCCAUAAUCAAUGAGCAGGGAUUAUGUAUUGGUAAGAAACCUUGCAAAUAGAAAUAAUGUUGCACAGCUUUUAACGGAAGCUUGAUCUUCACUAGCCAUCAGUGAGUUCAUACUAGAUAGAAACUUUAUACAGGUAAUGACUAGGGGCAAGUUAGUCUAAUAUUUGUACCUCAGAAAAGCAAAAUACUUAAACUACAAAACAUGUAAAUAAAAAGAAUAUAAGCAAGUCUUUCUGCACACCUCAGAUCUUACUGAAUAUAAGGAAAUUAUUAUGAGACAAAUCCAGUGAGUAUAUGGAAUGUCACAAAAACUUGAGGACUUGGUUAUAAUUUACAGGGCAUCAUUAUUUGAUAUAAUGUAAAGAAAUAUCACAGACUUCAGAAUCUGGCAGAUAACUUAUCUCUGUAAGAAUAUCAAUGUAGUAUAAAAUUGAAUUUACUAUAUAGCCUCACUUUUCAAAACUAAAUGAAGAACAGAUCUCAAAUUAUUAUAUCAAAAGAACAAAACUGGUUCUCGAGAGUUAUUUUCUUCCAGAGGCCAUAUGUUAGAUUUUGAAGUGUAGUUUUAGUAAAUAAAAGUGUUUCUUAAAGUAUUAUCAUUGUUGUAUAUUAGAUGACAUAAUUCUAUCACAAAUAAAAGUUUUCCACUUUACUCAAGGAAACAGAUAGCAGAUUUUACUUCUAUAUUACUGGUGAUUAGUGAAAUGACUUGUCAUUCUUUGACCAGUACUUAUAUUCUUCAAGUAACUUGGAAGUUACUGUUCUGUAUGACACAGUUUUUUUCAAAAUUUUUUAAUUACUCGGAAUUUUUUUGUUCCUUCCUUUUCUCUCCUUUCUCUUCUCCAAAUACCUCUGGUAUAGUCCCUUCCCUCCUUACACAAUUUUAUGUUCUUUCUCUCUCUCUCUCCAAAAAAAAAAAAAAAACCAAAAUAAAACUUGGAAGUUUUUAAAAUAAAAAUCACUUUUUCUAACCAACUUUCGAAGUAAAAAACAUGCGUCUAGAUUAACACUCACAAGCCCUUGCCUAGACUGCACAGAAGUCAUCACAUAGGGAAGAUAUGAAGGAUCCUUUAGAGAAAACUUUAACAAAGUUUUACAAGUCAUUGACUCCAAUUUAACCCAACUGACCCUGAUAACAAAUCUAUUUACACAAACACAUGAGUCUAUGGGGGCCAUUUCUAUUCAAACUCCACAUAAUGUAAGGGAUAUUUUCAUAAUAUAUCACCCAUGUGUGAUAUAUGUCACAUUUUAUUAUUUGCUCCAGCAGAAUUCAAUAAAGAAGGCAUCUUUCCUCUAAUGUACAUUUUAAAACUUUAUAAAAAAAUUAACAGGAUGGAGAAAGGACUCAUAAAUGGUUAGGAAUACUUAUUGUUCUUGCAGAGGACAAAGGUUCUAUUCCCAACACCCAAAUUACCUGGCUCACAACCAUUUGUAACUCCAGCUCAAAGGGAUUUGGUCCUCUCCCUCUUAUGACAUAGAUGGACACCAGGCAUGCACAUGGUACUCAUACAUACAUGAAGGCAAAACACUUUAACACAUAGAAAUGAAUCUAAAAUUUCUCAAUUAAGUGGCUACACUAUAUGGAUUUAUCUCUAUUCCAUUGGUCUACAAGUCUUUUGUGCUGGUGCCAUGGUGGUUUUAUUGCUAUAACUAUAUAAGAUUAUGUAUUAUGAUACCACAAAUAUUGCCUUUCCACUAAGGAUUUUCAAAACCUUUGUGUUCUGAAUUUUAGGAUUUCUUUUCUAGGUCUAUGGAAAAUGUCAAAUGAAUUUUGAUGGGGGUUACAUAGAAUAUGUACAUUAUUUUGGGUGAUACAGCUAUUUUUACAAUUAAGUCAUGACAUUUUUUUUCGUCACUUGACACAAGCUAGACUCUUUGCAAAGAGGGAACAUCAUUUGGGAAAGUGCCUCUAACAGAUUGGCGUGUAAGCAAGCCUGUGGGACAUUCUUUUGGUUAAUGUUGAUGUUGAAGGGCACGGCCCACUGUCGGCUGUGCCAAUCCUGGAUGAGUAGUCCUGGUGUGCAUAAGAAAGCAGGAUGAAGCCCUGGUAGCUCGUGUCUCUAGCAGCAUUCCUCCAUGGUCUCUGCUUUAGUUUCUGCCUCCAGCUUUCUGUUUUGAGUUGCUGCUCUGACUUCCCCUGAUGGAUUGAGACCUGUGAUGUGAAAUAAAUCCUUUCUCCUCCAA
Messenger RNA from Mus musculus (house mouse), 4148 nucleotides. RefSeq names its product zinc finger protein 72 (gene Zfp72). The record is from RefSeq and is marked validated. Gene Ontology annotation, biological process: regulation of DNA-templated transcription. Gene Ontology annotation, cellular component: nucleus. The transcript has 5 exons. Lineage: Eukaryota; Metazoa; Chordata; Mammalia; Rodentia; Muridae. Bases 362 to 1822 code for a protein of 486 amino acids.